CAGGGGAUGAACAAUCAGUACGUCCGCCGGGAGGUCUUCUGCGGGAACACCUGUCACGAGCUCAAGCGCUUCUGGGAGCGCGAGAUCCGCAAGCAGACCUACUACCGGGAAUCCGAGGAAUACCGACUGGGAAGAAGUGCUCUGAGAAAGCUCAGAGAGGAAUGGAGGCAGAGACUGGAAGCAAAGCUGAGGCUGCGGAACAAUCCAGAUGAGACCGAAAAGCGGGCAAAUGUGGGCCGGGAGUUUCUUGCUUCGCUGACACAAGACGAUUCAAAGCACUGA
Messenger RNA from Neomonachus schauinslandi (Hawaiian monk seal), 282 nucleotides. It is a transcript of the gene FAM240A, whose product is annotated as family with sequence similarity 240 member A. Lineage: Eukaryota; Metazoa; Chordata; Mammalia; Carnivora; Phocidae. The record is from RefSeq and is a predicted model, not a curated record. The transcript has 2 exons. The coding region runs from base 7 to 282 and encodes 91 amino acids.